Sphaerodactylus townsendi is the source of this 1317-nucleotide messenger RNA. Its product is annotated as interferon-induced protein with tetratricopeptide repeats 1-like. The transcript has a single exon. Gene Ontology annotation, molecular function: protein binding. Gene Ontology annotation, biological process: defense response to virus. The coding region runs from base 148 to 1317 and encodes 389 amino acids. The record is from RefSeq and is a predicted model, not a curated record. NCBI's taxonomy places the organism in Eukaryota, Metazoa, Chordata, Lepidosauria, Squamata, Sphaerodactylidae. Gene Ontology annotation, cellular component: cytosol.
UCUUUGUGGGAGAAGCUCCAGAGCUUGCCGUGUCAUUUCAACUGGUGUCUCGAGUUCAAGGACAAAGUGAACGUCGGCCACGUCCUGCAAACGUUGGCUCUCAAGGUGGAGCACGCGGCCUAUCAGAACCGCAGCGUUUACCUGGCCAUGAGGGCGUACCUGCAGCAAUUGGACGGCAGUAGCCCGGACGCACUGGGGAGCCUCCGUGAAGCAGAAACUGUGCUCCAGCAAGAGCAUCCAACCGACUUCUCCCGCCGGGUCUUGCUGAUCUAUGGGAACUACGCCUGGAUCUAUUACCACUUGUCCAAUUAUGAGAUGGUGGAGCUCUACCUGGGCCGAAUUCGCGAGAUCUGCCAGUUCCUGUCCAGCCCUGAGCCGUAUUCGGUGCAGAUGCCCGAGAUCCACGCACAGAAAGGCUGGUCCCUUCUGUCCUUGGGUUUCCAGAAUGGGGAAGAGGCCCAGAAAUGUUUCCAAGUGGCCCUCCAAGGAGACAAGUCCAGCCAGGAGUUCCAGGCAGGUCUGGCGAUCUCCGCCUUUGCUUCCUGGACUCGCUGUUUCGAUUUUCGGCUUCGGACUGAGGUGCAAAGUUUGAUGGAACCGCUUCUCUGCCGCCAGCCCCAGAACGAUGAACUCAAAGUGCAUUUGGCCAGUCUGCUAGAGCACAAGGACUGGCGGCGGUCAGAAGCCCUCGCAAAGGAGGUUGCUGAGAACAGCCACCACCCCGAACAUCUGAGAUUCGCCGCCAGGCUUUUGAAGAAAAACAACAUUUCCCGAGCCGUCGGCAUCUUGCGGGAAGCGAUCGGCCUGGCUCCCGGCUACCACCUCCUGCACUAUGAGCUCGGCGUCUGCUACAAGCAACAGUUGGAGGGAGCAGCUGGAGAAGUCAGGGAAGAGGUCCUGGCCGCUGCUAUCGAGAGCUUCAAGCGGGCGGUGGAGGCAGAUCCUCAGUCUAUAUUCUUCAGGCUGGAGUUGGCUCAGCUGUACUGCGAAAGGAACCCAACUUACGCGGAAGAGAUGUAUCGGAACUUGCUGGAGGAGCUGCCGAAGGCCAGCCAGAGGUGCCAGCAGGCCAUCUACCUGCACUGGGGGGACUUCCUCCUCCGUGGGAAGGGCUUGCGGCUGGAGGCGCUGGAGGCUUACAAGGCAGGCUGCGCAGUCCUUGGGGGCCACAAGAAGGAAUGGCAGCAGCUGACAGGCAGGCUGGGAAAGCUGGCCGAGGUGUUCGAGAAAGACUCUGAAAUGGAGUCGGCCGAGGCGGCUUUUGAGGUUCUUCGGCUCAGACCUCAGUUUCAGAAGGAAAUUGAACCUGGCUAUUGA